Messenger RNA from Nicrophorus vespilloides, 1275 nucleotides. RefSeq names its product UPF0764 protein C16orf89-like. NCBI's taxonomy places the organism in Eukaryota, Metazoa, Arthropoda, Insecta, Coleoptera, Silphidae. Gene Ontology annotation, cellular component: membrane; cytosol. The record is from RefSeq and is a predicted model, not a curated record. The transcript is spliced from 5 exons. The coding region runs from base 304 to 1230 and encodes 308 amino acids.
ACAUGUAUAUUUGUUUCGAGAUCUUUUUUAAAGAGUAUUAAGUAAACAGCAGAGCGCGCUCGAUAUUUGACAAUCAAACUUAUGCAAGCGACAUCUCUCGUUAUCAUCCGCUUUAAAUUAUCUAACAGGUAAAUUUGAUUACAGCUGUUGGCAAUUGUAUCUCACUAUAAAAAUAUGCAACCCAACUUCCAUGAAACACUUCUGAUAAAGUCAAUAAACUGUAGCUAAAAUCAAAUAAACCAGAUAAACUUAAUUAAAUAACGCAACUUUUAAUUAACCGUCCAGUUGAAGAUCGCAUUCACCAUGAACACGUAUACGCUCCUCGUUUUUACAGCGUUUUUCGUGCAAAAUCGUGGCGAUUACUUAACGAAAACCAUCGAAAAACUAAAUUCCGGCUUGGAUUUCAUCGAAUCGCAUUCCAACGAAUUCAAUUUCGACGGUCUACUCGGAGUAGUCUUAGCCGAAGCGCAAUUAAACAACGCCAAAACGCGUAUAAAAGGAAACGAAAAAUUGCUUAAUAUUUUGGAUAAUCUGAGCUUGAGAUGCGCACGGAUCUCCAAUAAAAUCAAGCCGCAUUUGACGGACAGAUCGGAGAAGUACCAACUGUUUGAGAAGGUUUUAUUGAGAGCCGAAUUUUGGAUGGGCAAAAUCGAAUUGAAGAGAAACUCGUUACGUGAUUUUGGGAUUUACGCGAAUUGGACGCGGGAAACGGUGCGCGAGAACAGGAGAGCCGAAUUCGACGGAAUCGGCACUGACUUUUGCUUGGAAGAGUUGCUCAGAGGUUGCAGGGUUGGCAACGUUUGCGAACAAAUGAUGUUCGCGGAUCGCGUCGACACAGGAUACCUGCUGUCACACAGAUUGUUCUAUUUGAUGAUCGGAUUGAACGCGAAGUGUUUUCGUGAUGGGGAAACGGCGCGUGAAGUGAUCAUCAACUUUUGCUCGUUGAUGUUGAAGGAAGCGAAGACGAAUCGGGCGCUCGGUUUCCCGAAGCGCGACAUCUUCAUGGAGCAAGUUUUAUUCUGCGGAAUGCGGGGUUUCGAUGAGUUUCUCAACGCGUUCGUUUUGGAUAAACUCUUCGCGUGGCAGAACGAUGAGGGAUGUUACCGUUCGGAGGGAUACUGGAAUUCGAUUGAAAUCAGAACGACUAAUUUGAUCUCUUACAAUUGCACCGAUCAUUCCACCGGUUUGGGCGUCGCCGCUUUAGCGCUUCAUUUAGUACACUUGCUUUAAAUGUAGUGAUUACGUGAUUUCGUUGAAAUAAAAUAUUUGUUAGAU